Molecule: messenger RNA, 741 nt
Organism: Striga asiatica
Lineage: Eukaryota; Viridiplantae; Streptophyta; Magnoliopsida; Lamiales; Orobanchaceae
Source: the annotation of a GenBank genome assembly
AUGGAGAUUCCUGGAGAAGUCAUCUCCGACCAGACGAUUUCCAAAAGAAAGCGCACCAAGCGGCCGAGGCCCUCAUCAUCAUCCUCCCCUUCGUCAAGCGGUGCCGCCGAUUCUAGCCGGAAUUAUUCAUCUCCGGCGUCCUCCACCACAAGCGCCGAGGACGAGGACAUGGCCAAUUGCCUCAUCCUUCUGGCGCGAGGCGGAUCGGAUUCACAAGGAAAAUCUAAACCGCCGGAUAAUAAAUCCAUCGGCGGAGGGCAGAUCGGGAUUUACAUCUACGAGUGCAAAACCUGCGGCAGGACCUUCCCAUCGUUUCAGGCUUUGGGCGGCCAUAGGGCGAGCCAUAAGAAGCCCAAUCGGAAUAACUCACCGACGGCCGGAGAAGAAGGUGGAUCGAUUUUGUCCGCCGCCGCUGUUACUCCGCCGCAAUUGAUAGGUAAGGGUUUGAAUACAGAGAACAAAGUGAAAAUUCACGAGUGCUCCAUCUGCGGAUCUGAAUUCGGGUCGGGUCAGGCGCUGGGCGGCCACAUGAGGAAACACAGGGCCGCGAGCAAUUACGGCAACGCUAACAAAAGCGCCAAUGACUGCGAGUCGUCUCUGGAUGAAAUUGGUGGGAGAGCAGGGAACGUGGCGGCGGCUGUGGAUUUCGAUCUCAAUCUGCCGGCGCCGGAGGAGGAGGACCACGGCGGGGCGGAUUUCGACGGCCGAUUUCCGUCAGUUCAUGUUCUAUGCCACAACUAA